AUGGGGGCGAUGUCUGUUAUUCCCAGGAGGCAUGAACGCAGGCUGUUUCACUGUUGUUUCAUCUCGUUACCUCUUGUAUUUAGUCUCUGUGUUGUCUUUGUCUUGUGUCAGAUCAUUGAACUGUUUAGGCUGCUCUCAGAGACAAAAUGGCUUCCAUGGCAGAGGAGGAUUUCUGCUGUUCAGUCUGUUGUGAAGUCUUUAGAGAUCCUGUUAUUCUGUCGCCACAGCUUCUGUAAAGACCUGGUGGAGAAACAGGCACAGGAGUGUCCUGUUUGUAGGAAAAGAUCAGACAGGCCAGAACCACCUCGUAACCUGGACUUAAAGAAGCUGUGUGAGAGGUUCGUACAGCAGAGAGAUCAGAGAGCUUCAGAGGCUCUCAGAUUCAGACCCAUCGAUGAAGCUGCACGACAACACAAGAAGGAAAUUCAGGAAGCUCUGGAGCCCUUAAAGGAGAAGUUAAAGGUUUUUGAACGAGUUAAAGUGAAGUUUGAUGAAACGGCAAAACACCUGAAGGUCCAGGCCCGACGCACAGAGACGCAGAUUAAGGAUCAGUUUAAGAAGCUUCACCGGUUUCUAGAAGAGGAAGAGGAGGCCAGGAUGGCUGCACUGAGGGAGGAAGAGGAGCAGAAGAGUCAGAGGAUGAAGGAGAAGAUGGAGGCUCUGAGCAGAGAGAAACUCAUCCUGUCUGAAGAUCUGACCAGUGGGAGACUAGGAGAGGAACAGCAGCUUCCUGAUAAUCCAGAGAGGAUUGAUUAUCACUGGUCUGUCCUGGGCUCUGAGGGCUUUAACUCACAGCUGGGAUGUCGAGCGACCAUGGUGGGCGAACGCCGCAAUGGGAACCUGCUGGUCCAGCUGGGCCCGCGUCUGCAGGCCUAUCCCGAGGAGCUGAUCCGCCAGCGCCGUAACCACGACAACCAGACCACCGAGUACCUGAUCCGCUGGUGCCUGGUAACCCUGGACGACGGCUCGGGCUCCGGGGGAGGGGCCAGCGAUGGAGGGGGCGGGGCCAGCGGGGGGGGUGGUGGAUCCGGGUCGGACGGCUCGGCGGCUCGGCGUGCGGCGAGACGAAGCCGGAGAACAUCCUGA
Molecule: messenger RNA, 1086 nt
Organism: Perca fluviatilis (European perch)
Lineage: Eukaryota; Metazoa; Chordata; Actinopteri; Perciformes; Percidae
Product: kinesin-like protein FLA10
Exons: 5
Coding region: 1-1086 (361 amino acids)
Source: RefSeq, a predicted model, not a curated record